Messenger RNA from Pongo pygmaeus (Bornean orangutan), 1081 nucleotides. Its product is annotated as killer cell immunoglobulin-like receptor 2DL3. NCBI's taxonomy places the organism in Eukaryota, Metazoa, Chordata, Mammalia, Primates, Hominidae. Gene Ontology annotation, biological process: immune response-regulating signaling pathway. The record is from RefSeq and is a predicted model, not a curated record. The transcript has 8 exons. Gene Ontology annotation, cellular component: plasma membrane. The coding region runs from base 1 to 1050 and encodes 349 amino acids.
AUGUCGCUCAUGGUCGUCAGCAUGGCGUAUGUUGGGUUCUUCUUGCUGCAGGGGGCCUGGCCACAUGAGGGAGUCCACAGAAAACCUUCCCUCCUGGCCCUCCCAGGUCCCCUGGUGAAAUCAGAAGAGACAGUCAUCCUGCAAUGUUGGUCAGAUGUGGUGUUUGAGCACUUCCUUCUGCACAGAGAGGGGGAGUUUAACGACACUUUGCGCCUCAUUGGAGAGCUCCAUGAUGGGGUCUCCAAGGUCAACUUCUCCAUCGGUCCCAUGAUGCCUACCCUUGCAGGGACCUACAGAUGCUACGGUUCUCUUUCUCACUCCCCCUAUGAGUGGUCAGCUCCCAGUGACCCUCUGGACAUCAUGAUGACAGGUCUAUAUGAGAAACCUUCUCUCUCAGCCCAGCCGGGCCCCACGGUUCAGGCAGGAGAGAAUGUGACCUUGUCCUGCAGCUCCCGGAGGUCCUAUGACAUCUACCAUCUAUCCAGGGAGUGGGGGGGCCGUGAAUGUAGGCUCCCUGCAGUGUCCAAGGUCAACAGAACAUUCCAGGCAGACUUUACUCUGGGCCCUGUCACCCACGGAGGGACCUACAGAUGCUUCGGCUCUUUCCGUGACUCUCCCUACGAGUGGUCAAACUCGAGUGACCCACUGCUUGUUUCUGUCACAGGAAACCCUUCAAAUAGUUGGCCUUCACCCACGAAACCAAGCUCCAAAAUCGGUAGCCCCAGACAUCUGCACGUUCUGAUUGGGAUCUCAGUGGUCAUCAUCCCCUUCGCCAUCCUCCUCUUCUUUCUCCUUCAUCACUGGUGCUCCAAGAAAAAAAAUGCUGCUGUCAUGGACCAAGAGCCUGCAGGGAACACAACAGUGAAGAGGGAGGACUCUGAUGAACAAAACCCUCAGGAGGUGACAUACGCACAGUUGGAUCACUGCGUUUUCACACAGAGAAAAAUCACUCGCCCUUCUCAGAGGCCCAAGACACCCCCAACAGAUACCAUCGUGUACACGGAACUUCCAAAUGCUGAGCCCAGAUCCAAAGUUGUCUCCUGCCCGUGAGCACCACAGUCUGGCCUUGAAGGGGUCUUUU